AUGGGUGGUCUGACAGCCAUCACCCCAACAACGGGUGGUCUGACAGCCCUCACCCCAACAACGGGUGGUCUGACAGCCCUCACCCCAACAACGGGUGGUCUGACAGCCAUCACCCCAACAACGGGUGAUCUGACAACUAUCACCCCAGUAACAGGUGACCUGACAACUAUCUCCCCAGUAACAGGGGCAUGUCCUCCCCAUCAGACGUCUUGCAGGGAUUGGUGGACCUGUAUUCCCGUUGAUCGGCUUUGUGACGGUGUGGAUGACUGUCCUGAUGGCUCUGAUGAAGACGGUGCUCAGUGCGCAACAACUUGUGAUGGACAGUUUCUCUUGAUGGGGUCCAGCGGCUCCUUUCGCUCUGCAAAUGCGGCUCAGCCAUCAUACAACAGCAGCAGCUUUUGUCGCUGGAUCAUCCGAGUGCCAAGUGAACAUUCUGUUCAGAUCAUCUUCCAGCACUUUGACACAGAGGAACAAAGUGACACUCUGAGAGUUUAUGAAGGUGUUGGACCGAAGAAACGACUGAUAGCUGAGCUGUCAGGCUCCACCUCCCCUGGGACAAUAUGGCUGUUCAGUGACCAAUCGACUGUCGAGUUUUCCUCUGAUGAAUUCAACAAUCUGUCAGGAUUCAGUGCCACCUACAGGGCAGCAAACACGUCCAACCUGUCAAAUGAACAGAAGCUGAGCUGUUCCUUUGAGCAAGGCAUGUGCCUCUGGCGCCAGCAGCUGAAUGAUGAUGGAUACUGGAUUCGAAUCAACGGUCCAACAUUUCCUCCGCUCACUGGUCCGAGCGUGGACCACACGUUUGGCAAUCAGUCAGGUUUCUAUUUGGUUACGCCACGGAGCCCCGGACAGUUUCUCAGGAGAUUCCGGAUCCACAGUGUCCGUCUGUCUCCGUCCACACAGCCGGCAUGUCUGCACUUCUGGUCCCACAUGUUUGGAGAAGAUGUUCAUCAGCUGACACUUUUCCUCUUCCAGUGGUCACCAUCGGAUGCUGAAGCCAAUGUUACCACUGUGUUCCAGAGAGAAGGGAACUUUGGUGACACCUGGAACUAUGGCCAGGUCACUCUGAACCAGACUGGUGAUGUGGUGGUCGUAUUUGAAGCUCUAAAAACAGGUGGGAUGUGGAAUGACAUCGCUCUGGAUGACAUCACUCUCACACCUGGUCACUGUGGCCCCACCCCCCCUGACCCAACCACUGUACCACCACCAACCACAGCUCCGCCCACCCCCCCUGAUUGUGGAGGGCCCUUUGAACUCUGGGAGCCAAACUCAACAUUCACCUCUCCAAAUUACCCACAAUUCUACGGGAAUGAGGCUCACUGUCAGUGGAUCCUCCAUGCUCUCAAGGGCCGGAACAUUGAGCUGCACUUCCUUGAUUUUGACCUUGAAGCGACCCAUGACGUUGUCGAAGUGCGGGAUGGGAUGGGGCCAAACUCCACCUUUUUGGGUGUCUUCACUGGCAACAACUGUCCCUCCCCCAAUCUGAUCUCAACAGCCAAUCAGAUGACAGUUUGGUUCUUCACAGAUAAGUCGGGACGCUGCCGAGGAUUCCAAGCUAAUUUCACCUCUGGGAUCAACCUUGGCUCACCAGAGCCAUGCACAGCCGGUCAGUUCCAGUGUGACACAGGAAGCUGUAUCCAUGGCAGCGGUCAAUGUGAUGGAGUUGUUGACUGCCCGGAUGCUUCUGAUGAAGCAGAAUGUGUUAUUUUACACGUAAAUGGAUCCCGACGCUUAAAGUUUAAGCUCAUCUUCUCACUGCUCACUGUCUGCUCCCUCACCUGGAAUUCUUACCUGUCCAACUUCACCUGCCAGUACCUGGGAUACAGGAGUCGAGUUCUUCUGCUGUUCCUCCACGCUAUGGCCGUGGUUGUGGUGUUCAGCAGUUGUGAGCCAUGCACAGCCGGUCAGUUCCAGUGUGACACAGGAAGCUGUAUCCAUGGCAGCGGUCAAUGUGAUGGAGUUGUUGACUGCCCGGAUGCUUCUGAUGAAGCAGAAUGUGUUAUUUUACACGUAAAUGGAUCCCGACGCUUAAAGUUUAAGCUCAUCUUCUCACUGCUCACUGUCUGCUCCCUCACCUGGAAUUCUUACCUGUCCAACUUCACCUGCCAGUACCUGGGAUACAGGUCGGGGAAGGUGAUGCUGCUGCCUGCACUUCCAGAAGAUUCACCAUUCACAAACUUCAGUGUCGGUGUUGAUGGAAACGUUACACUUAGUGUCAGUGAAACGUGUCAUGGCGGACAUGUGGUUUCUCUGACCUGUGACAAUCAGCCCUGUGGUGUUCGCCAGGUCUUUAACAACGUCAGUGUUUUGGUCCAAGCAGAAGGGCAGAGAAAAGACAAAGAGUCUCUGGGAAAGAUCACUCAAGGAGUGGAUGAGAUCCUGAAGGCAGGUGGCUUCUCUCUGAAACCCUGGGUAUGGUCUGGCCACAGUGGGAGGCAAGUGAAUACUGGACAGGUCCAAACACAAGAUAGAGACCUCCAGAAUCAAGCUCUGAGGAAAACUAUCAUCCUUCCGAAUCAGAUGAGGGAUGAUGAUAACAAGGCCCUUGGAAUCGGCUAUGAUAUGGCGGAGGGCAAGCGGUACAUGCUUACCUCAAUCAAUUUCUCUAAAAAGAAAAAGGAAAUGAGACUUGGUUCGAACUUUGUGGGAAGCAAGCCCACGCUAGAGGAGCUGUACAGAUAUCUAGAACAUCUGGACAAGACCAAAGUAGAGGACAAAGUUGCAAAAGAUGGAACAGAAUGGUCCUGGAAGUUCCACCCUGCAGACUCACCACAACGAAAUGGCGCUGAAGAAGCUGCAGUUCGGCUGGUUUUCAACCUGCAUAUUGCACUGGUAAAACAAUAA
Molecule: messenger RNA, 2844 nt
Organism: Thalassophryne amazonica
Lineage: Eukaryota; Metazoa; Chordata; Actinopteri; Batrachoidiformes; Batrachoididae
Product: enteropeptidase-like
Exons: 23
Coding region: 1-2844 (947 amino acids)
Cellular component (GO): membrane
Molecular function (GO): protein binding
Source: RefSeq, a predicted model, not a curated record